This is a messenger RNA of Melopsittacus undulatus (budgerigar), 422 nucleotides long. It is a transcript of the gene MEIOSIN, whose product is annotated as meiosis initiator. The transcript has 3 exons. Lineage: Eukaryota; Metazoa; Chordata; Aves; Psittaciformes; Psittaculidae. The record is from RefSeq and is a predicted model, not a curated record. Bases 57 to 365 code for a protein of 102 amino acids.
AGGGUCAGGGCGGGGCCGCCCCCCCCCCGAAGAGGAAAUGUGUCAAUGGGUUCAUCAUGUUCUGUCACCUCAACAGGAGACCCUACCUCAGUGCUCACCCGGGCCUGGCGUCCACUGCGGCCACGCGGGAGCUGGCACAGCUCUGGCAGAGCCUCAGCCCCGACGAGCGCCGCCCGUACUGUGCUCGCGCCCGGCGCUUCAGCCUCCAGCAGGGCCGUGUGGUGCGGCCGGACAGGGACCAGGACCGGGACUGGGAUCGGGACCGGGGGGGGGAGAGCAACAGGGACCGGGACCCCCCCCCUGCCCCCCUGCACCUGCUGCUGGCGGCCAGAGCCAGAGCGGGGGGGGCACUGCUGGCACCGUGAGACCCUAGAGCCGAGACCCCAUCCACAUCCACAUCCUCAUCCACAUCCACAUCCCUG